Molecule: messenger RNA, 3642 nt
Organism: Onychomys torridus (southern grasshopper mouse)
Lineage: Eukaryota; Metazoa; Chordata; Mammalia; Rodentia; Cricetidae
Gene: Prmt6
Product: protein arginine methyltransferase 6
Exons: 2
Coding region: 38-1165 (375 amino acids)
Biological process (GO): peptidyl-arginine methylation
Molecular function (GO): protein-arginine N-methyltransferase activity
Source: RefSeq, a predicted model, not a curated record
GCGCAAGGCCUGCUGGGGGCCGGUUGCCGCGGCCAAGAUGUCGCUGAUCAAGAAAAGAAAGCUUGAGUCGGGGGGUGGCGGCGCAGGAGGGGAGGGAGCCGAGGAGGAAGAUGGCGGGGAGCAGGAGGCAGGCCCGCCACGACCCCGGAGGACUAAGCGCGAGCGAGACCAGCUGUACUACGAGUGCUACUCCGACGUAUCGGUCCACGAGGAGAUGAUCGCCGACCGCGUCCGCACCGACGCCUACCGCCUGGGCAUCCUGCGGAACUGGGCCGCGCUGCGAGGCAAGACCGUGCUGGACGUGGGCGCGGGCACCGGCAUUCUAAGCAUCUUCUGCGCCCAGGCCGGUGCCCGGCGCGUGUACGCGGUGGAGGCCAGCGCCAUCUGGCAACAGGCCCGGGAGGUAGUACGGCUCAACGGGUUGGAGGACCGCGUGCACGUCCUGCCGGGCCCGGUGGAGACCGUGGAGCUGCCGGAGCAGGUAGAUGCCAUCGUGAGCGAGUGGAUGGGCUACGGACUUCUGCACGAGUCCAUGCUGAGCUCCGUGCUGCACGCGCGGACCAAAUGGCUGAAGGAGGGCGGUCUCCUCCUGCCAGCUUCCGCGGAGCUUUUCGUGGCCCCGAUUAGCGACCAGAUGCUGGAAUGGCGUCUGGGUUUCUGGAGCCAGGUGAAACAGCACUAUGGCGUGGACAUGAGCUGCCUGGAAAGCUUUGCCACGCGCUGCCUCAUGGGCCACUCAGAGAUCGUGGUGCAGGGUCUGUCCGGCGAGGACGUGCUGGCCCGGCCGCAGCGUUUUGCCCAGCUCGAGCUGGCCCGCGCCGGCCUGGAGCAGGAGCUGGAGGCCGGUGUAGGCGGGCGCUUCCGCUGCAGCUGCUACGGCUCCGCGCCUCUGCACGGUUUUGCCAUCUGGUUUCAGGUGACCUUCCCUGGAGGGGACUCGGAAAAACCCCUGGUGCUGUCCACCUCGCCUUUUCACCCGGCCACUCACUGGAAGCAGGCGCUCCUCUACCUGAAUGAGCCGGUGCCGGUGGAACAAGACACGGACAUUUCUGGCGAGAUCACUCUGCUGCCCUCCCGGGACAACCCCCGACGCCUGCGCGUGCUUCUGCGCUACAAAGUGGGGGACCAGGAGGAAAAGACCAAAGACUUUGCCAUGGAGGACUGAGCGUUGCCUUUUCACCCAUCCACCUUCUUCGGAAGGUCGGAAGAGAAAAGGAGAUCUGUGCAAGUAGGAGACCUAUGUGUCUCCUCUUCCUCACCGUUUCUGGGAAAGGGAGAGUGACUUCAGUCUUCCUUUGAGGACAUUCUUCUGGCAAUGUUUAUUUAAAAAGCACCGUUUACAGUAUCAGCAUGGCUAUACAAGAAGAGCAAUAUAUGCCACUGAGUACCGAAGGAUCCAGAGGAGCUCCACGGCCUUUGGGAUGAACACACUUGGAAGGGAUGAAAGCCUGAGGUGUGUGGACACCCAGGCACUGUCCAAUGCAUUAUGUAGAUUGGGACUGGUAAUAUGGAGCCCUUAAGGCUCCAGGUCUGGAUUACCAGACCCAAGACAGCACCAUGGUAAAGUUCAUCUACCUCCCGCACAGUUUACAUUUAUUUAUCCUUGUAAAAUCUUCCAUUUGUUUUCCAUUAAUUUAUGGAGCCUAUGAACGUAGUUACUAAAAAUAUAAUCCAAUAGUCAUUGUGAUAGGUAUUUGGGAUUACAAACUAAAAGAAUGUGAACUCUGCCCUCUAUUAGAUCACUACCACUACAGAAACUAAAAGCCAUGAUCAUAGGGUGGGAUGGUUUUAGUAACAGGAAGGAUAAAGUAUUUUACACAUUAAGUAAAAAGGUUUCUGUAAGUUCCAUAGAAAAAUUUGUUAUUUGUUGUUUGUUUUGUGAAAUGGGGUCACAUGUAGUGCAUCAUUGUCCUGGAACUCACUGUGUAGCUGAGAAUGACCUUGGACUCUUGAUGUUUCUAACUGUACCUUCCAGAUGCUGGAGUUAACAGCUCUGCCACUGUGCCCAGGACAUACCUAAUGCUUGGCAGUUAGAUCUUAGGCACAACUCUUUGACUUCCUAGACCUAAACAAAAAUUCACUUUCAUUAUAUUAAUACUGCAUACUUCAGUUGAGAACAGAACACUACAGACCACCUUAAUGGUAACAACGGUUUAAUUAUUUGAUGAUAAAGGAAAAGUGUUUAGUACUAGGGAACCUCACAGGUGACCCCAGACGUGCCUGAAAGCACCAUCUUCCGUGUAUAAGGCCUUCCUUUUGACAUAGUAGGCACUCAUUGGGACAACCCCUAUUUUUAUAUCCCUAACAGUGAAUCAAGGGUGACACUGUGGGGUCCCCAGAAAACUGAAUCCAUGACAGCAGCAAAGGCAAGUGAACUCCUUAUCAUUUUGGUCAUGACAGAUAGGGCCAUCGGAUAGAUCUAAAGGAGAUGUAGAAAGUAGCAUGAGGAGUUCAGAAGGUAGACAUGAAAGGUACCCGCUGCAGACAGCUGCCAGUCCUGGUGUCGCCCCACAGUUUGCACUACCCAGUACCUAAGAUAGGGAGCAUCUCCACACAGGCCCCACUCCCCACACAUGCUCAUCUGUGUGUUUCUCCAUUAAGGUUAUUAUCAUCAACUCCACAGUAUUUAAGCACUAGGAUAAAUUAGUACAUCUCUGCUCAAGAUGUAGGAUAGCAUGGGGACUAUAAAAUGGCAUCAGUUGUUUGCAUGCAUCCAUAAGCCUGGAAAGCCUUUCUAGCUCUCUGCCGAGCAAAGUUGGAAAGGCAGCUCUCAUCCUUUAAGCCUCUCCAAGGAUUGAAAAAUCUUCUUCCUAUCAUCAGGUAAAUUGUGAAUGCCUGCAAAACUUUCCCAUCUGAUGUUCUCAAAUUAGACCAUAUGCUCCAAAAUAUUGGUCCAUUCCAUAACAGACAAAAUACAUUAAAUAGGUGAUCCUUCUCAGCUACUAAAACAAACAAACAAAAAAAUGUAAACCAAAUCUAUACCCAGCUCUGUGUAUUGGUGGCUGUGUGUGUGUCUUUGAGUCUGUUUCUGUGUCUUCCCCAGCUUUCUACAUGAUUUCAUUUCCAUGCUCCAAUUUGAAUUUAUCCUUUCACUUGUAAUAAAUAUCACAUAUUUUAUUAGGAUUUAUGUAACCUGGUCUAUUCUUUGGGGUUCUUAAAUCCUCUUGGAUUGGAGUGUGACUCUGUGGUUGAAUAUUUGACGAGCCUAGGCAAGCCCCUGAAUUUAAACCCAGCACUGCAGAAAACAGCAGGCUUUCUGGUGUAACUUCAGAAGAAAUUCUGAAGAUGAAAAUGUUUCUGACAAAGGACUAGAUGACUCUGAAGCAUAACGCCCUUGUUUCCAAUAAAUGUGAUUGUCUGAGGUUUUCCAUUUGGAUGGGGAACUGGUUUGAUACUAUCCUAGCCAGUUUUUCAGAUGCUGACAUUUUAAAUAAUCAAAAUUUCUAAAGAUGUGAAAAAUGCUCAACUGUUUUCCCUAAGCCUAGACCAGACCUGAUGAGUCUUACACAUCAUAGUAAAGAGAGGUACAGAUUUCUAAACAUUUUCCAUAAUGCAUCAAAAUAGUUUAAUGAGAAGAAAGCAUGUGGUAUAAUUAAACCAUAUCUAAGCCUGUUGGGGAGAAUUGAAUUUAAUUCAAUACUA